Carassius gibelio (silver crucian carp) is the source of this 3959-nucleotide messenger RNA. Its product is annotated as TBC1 domain family member 30. Lineage: Eukaryota; Metazoa; Chordata; Actinopteri; Cypriniformes; Cyprinidae. The record is from RefSeq and is a predicted model, not a curated record. Gene Ontology annotation, cellular component: endoplasmic reticulum. The coding region runs from base 162 to 3224 and encodes 1020 amino acids. The transcript has 14 exons.
UGGAGCUUGGGAAAGGCGCAGGCAACCCCGCUCAAGGAAUGGAACACACCCGGAACUCGAGUUCCUUAUUGAUUCAUCUGUAACUCUUUGGUUUGUAGGCUACUUAUGCGCAGCAUGUGUGCACGAACUGUGUAAUGUUAAACUUUAAAGAAGGCUAAAACAUGUCUGCAGUGGAAGUGGCAAAAGAGGAACUCAAGGAGAUAGACAUAUGUGACAUCUGCUCCGAUGAGGAGAGCGGAGUUUUCCUCAACUCAGGUGCGUCGUACCUUGAUGGCUUCUCAGCGUUUCACAAAUGGGUUUCAACUGGACAUUCAGCAUCGGAUGGAUACCGUGAGUGCGCCAAAACAGCUUCAGGCUCACUAUCCAAGUGCGCAAAUGUGCCUCAUGGAGCACCAGCUGGAGAGACCCGUAUGGAGAGAGCAGGAGGAGGUGGAGAGGUGAUCCAUGAAGCAGGUGUGUAUUCGGAUGAAGAGGAUCUGAGAGUGUCCCGAGCAUCAUCUAUAGUGGACUGUCUGUUAGUGGAGCUCUAUGACACGUACAGUAAUAAUGUCAGAGGGGUGGACAGCUCGACCGAAGCCUCCAGCUCAGAAGCCUUCCUGGGAAGAAGUAACACUGGCUCCAACUUCCUCCAAGAACUUCAGGAGAAGCACACGAGACGCCAUCAGAUGAAAUACCUGGCUCAAAAAGGUCCAGAGGAGCUGAAGUGGAUCAUUCAGGAAGUGAAGUAUCGUAUUGGUGUGCAGUCGGCCAAACUGGUGCGUCAGGUCAAGAGGAAGGACAGACUUCGGCAGAAGUUUCAGAAGAAUUGUGAUAUAGUCACCGCCUGCCUGCAAGCCGUCUCCCAGAAAAGACGGGUGGACACCAGGUUGAAGUUCACUAUCGAACCUUCUUUAGGCAAGAACGGCUUUCAGCAAUGGUACGACGCACUGAAAGCAGUGGCCAGACUCCCAGUAGGGAUUCCCAAAGAGUGGAGGAAGAGGGUCUGGUUGACCCUGGCUGACCAGUACCUCCACAGCAUCUCCAUAGACUGGGAGAAAACCAUGAGAUUCGCCUUCAAUGAUCGCAGCAAUCCAGAUGAUGACACUUUGGGAAUCCAAAUUGUAAAGGACCUGCACAGGACGGGCUGCAGUUCAUACUGUGGCCAGGAGGCGGAGCAGGACCGCGUGGUGCUGAAGCGGGUGCUGCUGGCAUACGCCCGCUGGAACAAGACUGUCGGAUACUGUCAGGGCUUCAAUGUUCUGGCUGCCCUCAUCCUGGAGGUCACAGAGGGAAAUGAAGGAGAUGCGUUGAAGGUGAUGAUCUAUUUGAUCGAUAAAGUGCUUCCCGAUAGUUACUUUGCCAAUAACCUGCGUGCCCUCUCAGUGGACAUGGCUGUGUUCAGAGAUCUGCUACGACUCAAGCUUCCAGAACUUUCUCAGCAUCUCCACCAUCUCCAGAAAGUAGCCAAUCGGGAAGGAGGAGGCAGCUAUGAGCCUCCGCUCACCAACGUCUUCACCAUGCAGUGGUUUCUGACCAUGUUUGCCACAUGUUUGCCCCAUCACACCGUUCUGAAGAUUUGGGACUCCGUCUUCUUUGAGGGCUCUGAAAUGCUGCUGCGUGUAGCUCUCGCCAUCUGGGCCAAACUCGGAAAGCGAAUUGAGGAGUGCCAGACUGCUGAUGAGUUUUAUAGUACUAUGGGCUGCUUAACACAGGAAAUGCUGGAGCACAACCUUAUCGACUCCAAUGAACUCAUGCAGACGGUCUACUCCAUGGCCCCGUUCCCGUUCCCCCAGCUGGCUGAGCUCCGGGAGAAAUACACCUACAACAUCACCCCGUUCCCGACCCCUGUCAGAGCGAACAGCAGUCUGGCCCUCCAUGGAUGGGAGAGUGAUGAUGAUGCUGACGUGGAUGAUGAAGACUCUAUUGUCACUGCUCUGGGUUGCCUGGGGCCUCUUGGAGGACUUCUGGCUCCUGAGAUCCAAAGAUACCAAAAGCACCUUAAAGAUCAGAGAGCGGAGCAGAGCUCUCACGGCAGUAACAUGGCCGAGCUGAGUCCCGGGGCGGUGGGCGCGGGGCGAGCCGAGCACCAGGCGGCCAUCAACAGCAUGAUGCUGGAGCGCAUGAGCACUGACAUCAGCGCGCUGAAGAAACAGUACUCACGCAUCAAACAGAAGCAACAGCAGCAGACCGGACUACUUUACAUCCACACAGGACCUCGAGUGGAAGCUGAAACCAUUGAACAACAUCAAGCCAGUAAACAGCAGAAGCGCUACACCGAUAAGUGUCCAGCCACCAGUAUCCUUCCCUCCCAAAUCGGUCCGUCCCCUGUGGUCAACCAUCUUCUUCUGGGCAGGAGGUCCAGACCCGGUCAGCGAUCCUCACAGAAUGGUAUCAUUCAUAAUGAUGGAAGUCCUCAAGCCCACUCCACACCCAGCCAGAAUCAGAUGAAUCGGACCAGACAUCAUUCACCCUGGCGUACACAUGUGCGUGCGCACCGAAGGAACAUCGCCAGGGCGCGAGCGCAACUCGGAUUUGAAGAUUCUUUAGAGAUAGAAGACGGACUUACUGAUGUGAGCAAAACAGAAGAAGCAUCUGAAGAGGGAAGAUGUGAGGAUGAAGAGCAAGAGAAGGUGGAGACCAUAAGCUCAGAUGUCUCUCAGCAAGACCACAUCUCCAGAGAAGCAGAUGAUCUCAAAGAGAUCGACAACCAGUUGUCUUCUCUGCAACUGGAACCAGAACUUUCACCAGAAACAGCUUCUGAUCCAACUCCUCAACCAGAAGCACCUUCUGAUCCAACUCCUCAACCAGAAACAGCUUCUGAUCCAACUCCUCAACCAGAAACACCUUCUGAUCCAACUCCUCACCCAGAAACACCUUCUGAUCCACUUCCACCAACUCCACCAGAAUCAGAUUCGAAUCCGAAUACACCGACUCCACCACCAGAACCGCAGCCCGAGUCCAAACCCACGGCCUCUGCUUCAUUUCCAUUCUCCCAGCGACCAGGUUCAGACUCCUCCAGCUCAGAAAGUGGAGGCUCCCUCCAAAGAAACCCUUCAACGUUGGCAGGAGAACCUCCAAAACCACAGCAGAUCUUCUCCCCGUUCCCUUGCAUCAAAACCCCUCGCAAGUCCAUCACUGCGAGAAACUUGGGCCUCUACGGUCCAAACGCCAGGACUCCCAGUGUGCAUUUCCCCCAGAUGAGCAGAGGCAUGAACUGUGCUGGAAGCACCACAAAGCGCCGAUGAUGAAUUGUCGAAUACACACAAGCACUUAUUUGAUUCUUCAUAUGUGGGUUCACAUCUCCAACCACGAAAGCACAUCUCUAGUUUGCUUCCAGAUACUCCAAAACAUCUACAUUUAGGAACCAUAUUGGAUAAUGUAAUGCUUCCAUGAAGUUUAAAAUAUGAAUUUAUGAAGGCUGUUUACUUUUUUUGAUGAAACCUUACCUAAACAUCUGACACGUUCGGUUGAAGCUUUCGUGUCUCUUUUUGCAUGUUCAGAUCAGCAGUAUUUGCUACGAUGCACUGUGCAUGUUUACUUACAUGCGUCAAAGCUAGGAAAAUCACAAUCACAUAUAUGUAAAAUGCUGAUGCUAAAUGACUGAGAAAUGCUGCAGUACUGCAUCACACAGUCCAAAAUGAUUUUUUUUAGCACCCAGAUACACUAUUUAAUCCUAUAAAUCAACAAAUUUGUCUCUGUUUGCUCGUUUCUGUUGUUUAUGACAACAUUGCUGUUCAUUUUUCCGUUAUGUUAUGCCAUUUUUCUCUUGAUAUUUCCUUCGUAAAUUAUUAAUUUGCCAUCUGAAUGACAGAAGGUGUCAUUGAGUUCUUCUCUUUUUGGAUGCUUUUAUUCUGAACACUCCUGUUAUUGAACGCCCCUUUGAAUGUUUCUCUUCUCUCUAUUAAUCUUCGGUGCUUAUGAGCAGUGGAGGAUCACAAAUGCCCCACAGAAAAUAAAAGACGUGCAAGUAUGGAAAAUAA